This is a messenger RNA of Mytilus californianus (California mussel), 1789 nucleotides long. Its product is annotated as FK506-binding protein 4-like. The coding region runs from base 108 to 797 and encodes 229 amino acids. The record is from RefSeq and is a predicted model, not a curated record. The transcript is spliced from 6 exons. Gene Ontology annotation, molecular function: peptidyl-prolyl cis-trans isomerase activity. Lineage: Eukaryota; Metazoa; Mollusca; Bivalvia; Mytilida; Mytilidae.
GUGAUUUCAAAAGACAAUUACUCGAUUCAGUGACGAAUCGUUCCCGUGAUUGAUGACAAAAAACAUUAAAUAAUUUUCCGUAGUCAUUCAAUAUCAUAGAAACUAACAUGGCGACAGGACAUCUUCUCUUGUUUGUCUUUGCCAUUUGCAUCGUACCAGCACUGCAACAAGUAUGGAAUCCACCGUCUAACGCAAACGCACAGCCUUCAUGGCAGAACCCUGCUCCAGCCCCACAACAAGUACAAGCACAACCUGUACAGCCUGCACAACAAACCUGGAACCAGCCUGCUCAGCAGACAGGUCCACAACAGUGGGGAGCUGCUCCACCUGCAGCUAACACACAGCCUGCAGCUAAAACAUCGGUAUGGAAUCAGCAAACACAGUCACAGCCACAGCCACAGCCACAACAACAACCAGCAACUGGAAACACAGAAGCAGAGCCUAAAACUACACAAAAAGGAUCGGGUGUUGGUGUACGGAUGCUGCCAAUAAAACCUGGAGAUGGUAAAACCUUUCCAAGUAUGGGCCAGAACGUAACAGUUCACUAUACGGGUAAAUUGUAUUCAAAUGGUCAACAAUUUGAUUCCUCCUUGGAACGAGCAGAGCCAUUUACAUUUACACUUGGAGUUGGACAAGUGAUUAGAGGCUGGGACAUUGCCGUAGCACAUUUGACACUAGGACAAAAAGCAAGGUUUACAGUUGGACCUGAAUAUGCAUACGGAGAACAGGGAAUAAAAGGAACUAUACCACCAAAAUCAAUACUUGUAUUUGAUGUUGAGCUACUAUCCAUCCAGUGAACAGGAACGUGAAAGUAAAGAUAUCUACAUCCACCGCUGAUCUAUAGAGAAAUGUUUACUACAAAAGACACUCAAACUAUGUAUUUGUUAAAUAAACUAUUUUGUUUAUAUGAGAGUAAAGUUUUAUGCUGUAAACAUAUUAUACCUGUACUAAGGCAUGCUAUCUGAAUCAUAUGUUGUUCAGUGUUACUUGUUAUCUUUGUUUGAUAUAGUCAGUCGGUUGGUCCAUUACAGCAUGUAUAUUAUUUUGAUCAUUCAUUUCAUCCUUUUUAAUUAUCAUCUAUAGGCCUCAGACCACUAUUAUGUUUACCAUUGGCCACAAUGCCUUUCAACUGAAUUUUAAAAUGUGCACCGGUUCAAACAUGAAAUACAUUCAACUGCUUUAAUAUAGACCAUUAUUAUUCUAAUGAAACAUCCUUUUUCCAGUACUAAUUUCUCUCUUGAGAGCCCUGAAAACAUGCAAAGGGUAUGAGUUGAGUCUUUAAUAACUGCCAAAGGCUAAUUUCUAACUUACUUUCAUUUUUGCAAAAUCACAACUUUCACUUUCAACAAUUAAUUUUUCCCACAACUUUUACUCUUAUCAUUAUAUAUGCAACUUUAAUAGAACCACUUAAAAAUUAGUCAACUUUUCACUGAAAACAGUAGCAAGCAAAAUCCAGAAGAACUAUCCCCUUUAUUACUUGAGAAGGGGAUUAGUUGUGGUGUGAAGCCAAUAUUUCAUUCAUUAAACAAUACUGUCUAUCUGAGUGAGACAAACAUAUAUGAAUUAAACAAAGAAGCCCAUGACUAUGGGCAACACUGAAAUUGGCAAACCAUACAGUACUGUGAACUCAUAAUAUUUAUUUUGGGGUACAAUUUAUGGUCGAUUUCGUUGGUCAAGGUUAACCAUACAUUAUAAUGUUCAUCAAAAUACAAAUUUUCUAUGGUCUUGUAUGCAGAAUUUGAUAAAUUCAUGAAAAUUUGUAUACCUGAAAAUAAAUGAAUUUAUUGUA